Macroventuria anomochaeta is the source of this 1105-nucleotide messenger RNA. RefSeq lists its product as uncharacterized. The record is from RefSeq and is a predicted model, not a curated record. Gene Ontology annotation, cellular component: nucleus. Lineage: Eukaryota; Fungi; Ascomycota; Dothideomycetes; Pleosporales; Didymellaceae. The coding region runs from base 132 to 953 and encodes 273 amino acids. The transcript has a single exon.
CAUCGACAUCACCAACAUCAUCACACACUCACUCAAUUUGCGAGCGCGAGAAUUCCAAGCUGCAAGGAACCGUAAAAAAAAAGACCCAAAAAACUAGCCGCACACGAAUACAACACUCGACAAGAACCAACAUGGAGCCUAUCACUCAGACCCCAGUGACUGUGAUCGUCAACAGCAUCAAGGGCCAGAACAUCGCCUUCACAACACCUAAGGAUGCCUCACUUACAUCGCUAUACGACACACUGUACGAACGCGCUCCAUGGAUCCAGAGUUCAUCAUACAUCCUCACAACAAACUCACGCCGAACAGUCCGCCAUGCUGAGGAGCCAGUCUCGACCCUCCUCUCUUCGCCGUCAGACACAUUCCUUUCGCUGCGCCUGACUGUACCUCUAUGUGGUGGAAAGGGUGGGUUUGGAUCCAUCCUGCGUGCCCAAGGUGGCCGCAUGUCGUCACGCAAGAAGAAGAACCAGGAGGACGCAAACGCCUCUUCACGAAAUUUGGAUGGACGACGACUGCGCACCGUCGCUGAAGCAAAGACACUCGCCGAGUACCUCGCGAUCAAGCCCGAGAUGGAACAGCGUGAGAAGGACGAACGCAGGAAGCGGUGGGAGGAUAUUGUGGCCAGCACAGAGCGAAAACAGGAAGAGUUGCAGAACGCUGGUGGCAAAGCACGAUUGGACGGCAAGUGGCUCGAGGAUAAGGAGGAGGCCGAGAACAAGACGAAAGAGGCGAUCGAGAAGAUGCUGCUAGCACAGAUGGAGAGCUCAGAAGAAGACGAGGACGAAGCAAAGCCUUCUGCUUCGACAUCGAAGCCUGCGCAGCAACGAGCUAUGUUUGGAUGGGACGAUGAAGAUGACGAGUUCAUGAGCGAUAGCGAUGAAGAGGAGGAGGUAUCUGAGGAGGAUGCGAAGCAGCCAGAGUUCGAGGGUAAAGGAAAGGGAAAGGCAGCGUGAGCGCAAUCAUCUAUAUCUCGAAACUGCAAGGAGGUGACGGCAGUUGCUACAGCAUUAUUAUGGUUCAGGCGUUUGUCCAGCGAUUUAUCUCGAUACCCGGCUUGUAUACUAGCUUUCGGCAAGCACAACAGACAAUGCAUAUUGUAUAUUCG